Messenger RNA from Oncorhynchus kisutch (coho salmon), 5349 nucleotides. It is a transcript of the gene sh3tc2, whose product is annotated as SH3 domain and tetratricopeptide repeats 2. Gene Ontology annotation, biological process: regulation of intracellular protein transport; regulation of ERBB signaling pathway. The transcript is spliced from 25 exons. Gene Ontology annotation, molecular function: protein binding. NCBI's taxonomy places the organism in Eukaryota, Metazoa, Chordata, Actinopteri, Salmoniformes, Salmonidae. The coding region runs from base 823 to 5349 and encodes 1508 amino acids. The record is from RefSeq and is a predicted model, not a curated record.
UGAUUUGAAAGACUAAACUGAUCCCCAGUCAGCACUCCUAGAUCAGCACCGCUUUGUGAAUACGAGCCCUGGUCACUAUGGUGACCUUGCAGAGAGUAGGAUGGUGUUUCCCCGAUCAUGGGAAAGGUUUGUUUUGUGUUGUCCCCUCUACUGGUUAUGAGUGGGGGAGGGUAAGCUGAUCUUAGACCUGUGCCCAGUAACCUCUUGUAGAGUGACCUUGUAGCCUGCUGCACUCUGCUGGCAUUCUCUUACAGUUGGUCAGCACUACUCUGUCUCAGCAGCACAAACAGUGGGGUCUCUCACACACACAUUCUCUCUCACUAACCACCCCACUCACACAUGCCAUCAGAAAAGAGUGCUUUGUGUAUUCACAGACUGGGCAGCAGCUAGAGAGAGAGAGAGAGAGAGAGAGAGAGAUGUGUGGGUACAGGAAGAAGCUCUAACGAGAGUUAACUGGAGAGAGAACGAAAGUGACAGAUCAGACAUCCAACACAGGAGAGAGAGAGAAAUCAGAAAAAGAGAAAGUGAGAAAGAGAGAUCAGAGCAGGAAAGAGAGAGAGAGAUCAGAACGAGAGAGAUAGAUCAGAGCAGGUGAGAGAGAGAGAGAGAUCAGAACGAGAGAGAUAGAUCAGAGCAGGAGAGAGAGAGAGAGAUCAGAACGAGAGAGAUAGAUCAGAGCAGGAGAGAGAGAGAGCUGUCUCUGAGGACAGACAGAGCCGGACCACCAGACAGUCAGUCUAAAUGCUUAGUAGCUGAGAGCUGUGCUGAGAGCUGCGGCUGUUGGCAGCAUUGAUUUCUAGGAGCUGUAAGCUGCUGGUACACAUGGCGUGGUGCUGUUGCACUCCUCUCCGGGCCUCCUCGUCCUCCUGCUGCACUCCGCUUCUCAAACGCUGCCCUCUCUUCCCAGACAUCUCCCCUGCUGAGCUGGAUGCACUAUGGAGGGAACCACCGUACACGCUAGCGGGAACCAAUGGGCACUUCACAGGAAAUGAUGUUAGGAAUCGAGGGGAGGAGGAGGGUCCGGGGGUGGAGUCUGGGGAAGGGGAGGCGGAGCUGGACAGUUACUGGACGAGGAAGGAGGCGUUCACCAGAGGAAGCACCGUGUCACUGGCUGUGGGAGAGAGGUUCUCCUCAGACGUGGUUCUAGUGUUCAGCGGUCGGCGGUGCUCAGGUGUAAUACCUGACUCUGAACUACAGGAGGCGCUCCGUACAAGACUCAGGGUCGUCGAGAGCAACAGUCAGGACGUCAUUCAGCUCUUCAAGGACCUGUCUGCCCGUCUGCUGUCUGUCCAUGCUGAGAAGGACAGCUUUGUCAUCACCUUCAAGACUGUAGAGGAGAUCUGGAAGUUCUCUACCUACCUGGCUCUGGGCUAUGUGGCGCGGUGCCUGGAGAAUUUCCUGUGUGACCAGUCGUUCUGGCUGGACACUGAGCUGCUGAGGGACUUGGAGAUCACUGUGACUGUAGACGAGGAACACCUGGCAACACUCUACCUGGGACUGCUGCUGCAGGAGGGUUCGUUCUUCGCCAAGGCGCUGGUGAGCAGUGGCGAGCAUAGCGAUGAGGAAGAGGAGUUGUGUUUCAGACGUAACGAUUUGCUGAUGGUUAGAGACACGGGGCAGGACAGUCACUGGGAGGGCACCCUUCUCUCCACCGGACAACACGGACUAGUGCCUGUCAACACCAUGCAGCCGCUGCCAUAUCCCUUCUACCAGUGGUUUCUGAGGAAGUACUCUGACUGUGCCGGAUGCUCCCCUUCAGAGAGAGGACAAUUUGACCACCCUAUAGUAACCGGAUCCUGUGAGGCUGUAGUGGACCACAACCCAGUAGGUUCUGAUGAGCUCCAGCUGAGUCAAGGUGACCUGAUUGAGAUACAGGGGAUGCUACUUCGAGGUCUGGACCUGUUCAUAGGAACACACUGCUCUACAGGAAACACCGGCUUCGUGCACAAGGCUCACGUCAAACCACUCAACGCCAAACCCCCAGACAGACAACUGGUGUUUCUAAGUGAGGAGGAACGUGCGUCAAUGGCCCAGAUUAACCCCUGCAGUAGUGAACCCAGAGACAGCGGCCUCCUAGAGAGACUCUUCUCCUCUGACAUCAGUACUGUCUACAGACUAGAUAGACUGGAUCAGUCUGACUUUACCUACAUCAGAAACCAACCAAAACAAGAGCAUAAGCUCCCCGUCAGCGCCCGGCAGUCCAUCAUCUCAGAGAAGAGUGACGCAACACCCCCCUACCACUCCUCCCCCCGCCCCUCUCUCUCUCACUCCUCGCCCCGCGCCUCCUUCUACGCCUCCCAGAAUGCUUUGGGGCGUGGCGGUGACGGGGAGUUGCUGUCCUUCAGUCUGGACGACACCUUCAGAGAGAUGAAUGAGUUCCAGGAAGACCCACCCCUUUUCCUGGAGGAGGGGAGUUGGGAGGGGGUGGAUCCAGAGCUCUGUGACCCAACCCUGACUCUGCUCAACAUGCAUCACUUCCAGGAGGACUUCCUGCCCCUCUAUGACCUAAACCACUCCUUCCUGUGGCUGACGUUCUCAGGACAGAGUGAGGAUGAGUUACUGGGCCAUCUGGAGAUUGUCAGGGAGGGGGCCAAGAGAACGGGCAUGGCCUGGGCACACCGACGGGCAUGCUUCCUACUGGGGAGGCUCUGCGCCAAGAAGCUCAAGUACUCCCAGGCCCGUGUGUAUUACGAGGAAGCCCUUGGCGUCUCUGUUGACGGUUUCUCUGACCUCCCUCUCCUCAUCGCCCUGUACACCAACCUCACAGCCAUCUACCUCAAACAGAAGAUGGCCGACAAGCUGCCCCCGACCCUGGAGAAGGCCAGUGCUCUGCUCCUCUGUCUCCCCAGACACACCUUCACCUCCCUGGAUGAGUUUGAGCUGCUGAUGCUGGUGCUGCGGAGGUCUGUGGUGGAAGGGGACAAACACCUGGAGGCACGGGUCUGUUACCUCACCGCCAGCCUCUUCCUCCUCCUUAGAAAGAUAGAUGACGCCCUGCCCUUCGUGGAGCGCCUCCAGUUCCUCACCGUUACCCUGUCUGCUGAGGAGGGGCGCCCCAUCGCCCCCCUGGACCUCAACUGGCUCCUGUCCCGGCUCUACCACCGUAAAUACAUGCCCUACCUGGCCCUGGCAUCACUCAGCCUUGACUCUGGACAGGAUCACUCACUACAAGACGCCUUCCACAGGAUAGAACUGUUCAGCAGGAACUCGGUGCGUCUGAAUCCGCGAUGGAAAGAGGGGACGUCUCUCCUCCCCGCCCAGAUCGUGGUGUAUCUUCAGCAGGCUCUGGCCAUUGCGGAGCGGGGUGAGGACCUUAAGACCCAGAGGGACCUGUGUCUGGGCUUGGCCUGUGUGUACCAGCAACACGGCGCCCUGGUGAAGGCCCUGCCCUGUGCCCAGCAGGCUGUACAGACCGGGGGAGGUAUCAACGAGGAGGAGGGGUUCGAGGCUUCAGUACUGCUGGGAUGGUUGUUAGUCCUGACGGGAGAGCCUGAGAGGGCACAGCACACCCUGCAGCCACUACUGCAGUCUCUACAGGGAACCGACAGCCCGACCCAGAGGGGAGUGGUCCACAACCUGCUGGCUCUGUGUCUGCGGCAACAGGGUCGCAUCGCAGAGGCCGGAAGCCACCUCCACCACGCCCUCACCAUCUCCAGGGAGAGUGGCAACCAGAGGAACCAGGCCCUGGCCCUCGCCAACCUAGGCUGCCUGGCACUGGGCGUGGGGGCACCCACACUGGCAGAACGAUUCCUAUUCAGGUCUCUGUGGUUGUUCCUGGAGAUCUGGGAGAGUCCCGUUGACGAGGAGCACGUCCAGACCUACCUAUGGCUGGGGCGGAGCUACAAGGACAGGGGGAGGAGCCAGGACGUCAGGCUGUGUUUUGAGAUGGGCCUCCUCAUAUCCCUCCAGGCCAGGAACCUCCAUAGUCAGAUGGUGGUGGCUAAAGUCCUGAGUCGUCACUAUGCCGACGUGCUGCUGUAUGGACAGAGUAUCCUCUACUAUGAGCACUGUGUGUCUGUGUCCAGGGACCUGAAGGACAAGAGACUAGAGGGAGAAUAUCUAGAGAUCCUCAGUAGCCUCUACCUGUCCCUCAAUACUGAGAAAUCAUCGAGGAAGUCUCUGGACUACAGUAAGCAGAGUCUGCGUAUCUCCAUUGACUUGGGGAAGAGAGAGGAAGAGUCAGAGACGUGGCUUCAGGUGGGACGCAUCUACUACCUCAUCCGUGAAGACGAACUGGCGGACAUGUACCUACAGGCAGCGGUGAAGACAGCCCUGAGGAUGAAUGACCCUCGCUUCGCCAUGAGUAUCUACGAGGAGGCAGGAGAUAUCUUCUUCAAAGGCCACAGGAACAGACUGGCGUCACUGCCCUUCUACAGGGACGGCAGUCUCCCGUUUGCUCGGAGCAUCCAUGACGUCCACUCAGAGUUCAGACUGCUGAGUAAACUGACUGAACUACUGAUGACCCAGGAAGAGUAUGAAGAGGCUCUACAGUACGCCAUUCUGGCUGUACAGAUCAGUACCAAAACAGGUGUGUGUGUGAAUGAGCGCGCAGCGUACCACCGUCUGGCUACAGUGUACUACAGUCUGGAGCAGUAUGAGAUGACAGAGAACUACUACCUCAAGUCUCUGUCUCUCAGCCCUGCUGUACUGCAGCACCCCCUGGAGGCUAGAUACUACACCAAGCUCUACUGCAGGCUGGGGGAUCUGACCCUGCACAAACUAAAGGAUGCCUAUGACUCGGUGGGCUACUUCCAGCUGGCUCUAGCUGCUGCCCUGGAGGACCGUGCCAACCCGCAGGCGCUGUAUGUGGUCUACAUGAAGCUGGCAGAGAUCCAUGCCAACCAUAUGCCAGACCCACUCCUCUGCCAGGCUUACAGGGAAAGAGCACAGAGCCUGAGGAGGGAACUCUCUGGGCUGGAAGAGAUGGAUGGGAGGGAAGGAGAGACAGAGGAGUGGAGAGGAGAGAUGGAGGGCAAAGGAGAGACAGAGACAGAGGGAAGAGAAGAGACAGAGGGAAGCACUCUGGGAAGGGUGGCCAACGGAGAAGUGGGCGAGUCUUCGGGCCCCGUUCCUGUCCGGAAGGAGUAUUAUGAACGUAACAUCGAACAGGCGGCUAACUACGACGGACUCAAACGGGAGAUACUCUGCCGCUAUGGGUACAGCCAGGCCCGGUGGACCCAACUGGUCCCCCCGAGCCCAGAUGACCUACUGCACAUCAUCAGGGUAUGGCUCCUAACCGACGGAUAUACCCUCUCCAUCGUAGACAAAGUGGUCAUGGAUCGCUUCUUAAGUGCGCUACCCCACAACAUGAAGAGGGCUGUGAGUCUAUGCAAGCCCCAGACCUUGUAG